Molecule: messenger RNA, 1338 nt
Organism: Pristis pectinata (smalltooth sawfish)
Lineage: Eukaryota; Metazoa; Chordata; Chondrichthyes; Rhinopristiformes; Pristidae
Gene: mogat2
Product: monoacylglycerol O-acyltransferase 2
Exons: 6
Coding region: 52-1059 (335 amino acids)
Biological process (GO): triglyceride biosynthetic process; diacylglycerol biosynthetic process
Cellular component (GO): endoplasmic reticulum membrane
Molecular function (GO): 2-acylglycerol O-acyltransferase activity; diacylglycerol O-acyltransferase activity
Source: RefSeq, a predicted model, not a curated record
AAUAUACAGUCACAUUACAGGGUGCUCCACUGACUCCUGAUCAGCAGCAGGAUGCUUGUUGAUUUCGCCCCUUUAAGGAUCCCAUUACGUCGCCGCUUGCAGACCCUUGUAGUUCUUCAGUGGGUGUUCUCCUUUCUUGCUCUGGCACAGUGCUGUCUUGUGCUCUUUGUUGCCCUCCUCUUCACUCGCUUCUGGUUUGUGUCAGUGCUCUACGCAACCUGGUGGUUCUGGGACCGAAACACGCCUUACCAGGGAGGUCGUCGCUUCCGCUACGUCCGCAGCCUGGGAUUAUGGGGCCACUUUCGGGACUACUUUCCCAUUCACCUGAUCAAGACCACAGACCUGGAUCCAAAGAAGAAUUACAUCUUUGGUUUCCACCCACAUGGUGUGCUGGUGGCAGGAGCCUUUGGUAACUUCUGUACUGAGUUGACCGGGUUUCAGACCCUGUACCCCGGGCUGAAGCCCCACAUGUUGAUGCUGCCUCUUUGGUUUAGGAUCCCUUUCUUCAGGGACUACCUCAUGAGUGGCGGUUUGGUACCGUCUGAUAAGGAGAGUGCAAAGUAUUUACUGAGGAGGAAAGAGGGUGGUAAUGUGGCGGUUAUAGCCAUUGGAGGAGCUCCAGAAGCCUUAGAUGCCCGGCCAGGGGCAUUUACACUGCAGCUGAAGAACAGGAAAGGCUUCAUCAAACUUGCUCUGCAGUUUGGGGCUCCUCUCGUUCCCGUGUUCUCCUUCGGAGAGAAUGAAGUGUUUAAUCAGGUGAGGAAUCCCAAGGGAUCAUUCCUAAGGAGACUCCAGGACAGACUGCAGAAGCUGAUGGGAAUUUCGCUGCCCCUUUUCCAUGCCCGAGGCAUCUUCCAGUACAGCUUUGGAUUUAUGCCGUUCCGGAAGCCCAUUCACACUGUGGUUGGCAAACCAAUAGAGAUGGAGAAAAGGGAAAGCCCAACACAGGAGGAAAUUGAUGAACUCCACCAGAGAUACACUGAGGAACUCUCCAAACUCUUUGAGGAGCAUAAGACACAAUACAAAGUGCCUGAAGACAGACACCUAACUUUUACCUGAGUUCAAUUACUUCUUCUCUCUCUUUCUCUGUUAUUCUCUAUAUCUCUCACUCUUUCUUGCUCGCUUGCUCUCGCACAUACUCCUCUCUCUCUCUGUCACCCUGUCUGCUCCCCUCUUGCUUUCUUCUAGUUCAUCACUCUUUCUUGGUCUCUCCCACUCUCCACUCUUCCCCCUCUCUCUUUCUUCCAUUUCAACUCUCCCUCCCCGUCCCUCUUUCUCUCUCUUUCGCCCUCCCUUCCCUUCCCCUUCUCUCUGUCUCACACACACACACACACACAC